Molecule: messenger RNA, 2167 nt
Organism: Drosophila ficusphila
Lineage: Eukaryota; Metazoa; Arthropoda; Insecta; Diptera; Drosophilidae
Gene: Irbp
Product: ATP-dependent DNA helicase 2 subunit 1
Exons: 2
Coding region: 79-1974 (631 amino acids)
Biological process (GO): cellular response to gamma radiation; double-strand break repair via nonhomologous end joining; telomere maintenance
Cellular component (GO): Ku70:Ku80 complex; nucleus
Molecular function (GO): DNA helicase activity; double-stranded DNA binding; telomeric repeat DNA binding
Source: RefSeq, a predicted model, not a curated record
CAUCGACAGCCUUGCAGCGUCGAUUGUCCCGCUCGCUUGUGAAAUUCGCGGAAAACGGGAAGAUAAAUUAAAAGAAGAAUGAGCACCUGGAACCCGGAGAACGAUGUGGAUCUAUUGUCCGGGUCCGAGGACGAGGAGGAAGUGGCCAUGAAGCGGGACUUCCAUGGGCGUGAGGCUCUUCUCUUUGUGGUGGAUGCGAAUCUCCAGACAGGAGGCAUAGACCGGUUGAUGGAGGCAUUUAACAUCAUUAGGACUGCAUUUAUAUCCGGCAUUAUGGUCAACGACAAGGACUUGAUCGGACUCAUCUUCGCCAAUACAAAGCACAGUCCUCCCCCGCUGGAAUCUAGUGCCUUGGAUAACAUCGUGAUGCCUGACAACUGCGCCGUUUUCCUUCCUCUGCGACAGCUUACUAAGCCAAUUGUGGAGCACUACCUCGAGUUUAUGGUCGGGGUGGAGGCCCAAUUCGCCAAGGAUUACGGCCUUGUUGAGCCCGACGGCUGCGGAAGAUUUGAUCUCAUGAUUCGACUUUGCAUUGAGUUGUUGGAAAAGUGCGGCAAGAAGCUUAACAAUGCCAAGAUUGUCUACUUGACGGAUGUGAGCUCGCCGCAUCCUCCGUCCAGCAAUCACUUCCAAGCUUCCCUGCAAAAGGCCAGCGAUCUGGAAGGCAAGGAGUUUGAGUUUCACGUUAUUCCCAUGGUAGAUGAUUUUGACUACGAGCCGUUCUACAAGGAAUUUAUCACUUUAUCAAGGGCUAUUGAACUGGACGCCUUUCAAGAGCCAGACGCCCAGAUGCUACGCGAGAUCCUGGCGGAUCGCAAGCUGAAACAGGAUUUUCUGCGCCGCUGCCUCGGCCACUUCAGCUUCCACCUUGGCCCCAAUCUGUCAAUGUCUGUACAGUACUACAACUACUUUCAGCGGCGCGCAUAUCCACGCAAAGUGCAGAUUCUGCGGCGAGACAACAGCGUGGUCAGCAGCAAGCGGGUGAUAACAGUGCAGAAGCGGGACGAGGAGUCGCAAGACAUUCUCCACGAGUACCAAAUCAAAACGACAGGAGGUUGGUACACCUGUAACGUGGGUGGCGAGAAGCUGCGCAUCAGCACGGAACAGUUGAACAGGGUACGCAAUUUGCACAAGCCAAAAAUGUUGCUGCUAGGUUUCAAGCACCGAUCAUCUCUGCCCGAAAUAAGUUACAGCAAGCCUUCGAACUUCAUGUAUCCCGACGACCAGAGUAUCAUCGGUUCAAAGCGUUUGUUUCGUGCAUUGUGGGAGCGUUGUUUGGCGCGAGAAAAGAUCGCCAUCUGCCUCUUUAUGUGCAAGCGCAAGUCAAUUCCUCGCUAUGUGGCUCUCGUACCUGUUGAGGCCUCAAAUAAAGAGGAGGAGAAGAGCUAUCGAUCCCUGCUUUGCGGCGAUGGAUUCAAGAUGGUCUACUUGCCGGAGUCCAAGCACAUCCGAAACAUUGACAUGUUCGAUUGGAACGAAACGGCAAACGAGGCCAGCGACGAGGGCGUUGAGUUUUUUAAGAAAGUCAUUAAGAAGCUUCGAGUUGACUACCAGCCCAAUCUGAUCAAUGACCCGACUCUAGAAGCCUUGCAAUCGAAUCUCCUAGCUCUUUCCCUGGACUUCACAACGGACAGCAAAGGCAUCGAUAAUCUGCUGGACAGCUCGGCGCAGGAUCAGCGCAUCGAAAAGCUUUUGCCCGAAUACGAGGAGAUAUUCGAGCCGGAGGUGGAGCCAGCUAAGAAAAGGGUUGCAAAGUCCGCCACAUCAGGUGCAACUGCCCCAAAAGUGGCCAAGAUCGACGAGGAGCAACUUAAAAGUCAUGAUUUUUUAAAGGAACUCGCCAGAGAUCAACGGUUGCCAAGCUGCACGGUGGCGCAACUUUUGUUCAUUUUGGAUCACCAUUUUCAGGUCAAGAUGCCCAAGAACACUGUGAAGGCAAAAUUAGUGGACAAAAUCGAGUCAUUAAUAAACUAAUGUCAGGAAUUUGAGCUAAGCUUGUUAUUGCAUGGCAAAAAGUGUAACGAAUGUUAUUGUUUGCAAGUAGAUAUACUACAAAAAACUACUGUUAUAAUAUAAGAUUAUUUUGUUAAGUAAAGUACAAUAUGUUUGUGACCAUAUGAAUCGGAAAUAUAUAUUAUUCUUAUUACAAAUAUCCAUUACAUAUAAA